Molecule: messenger RNA, 1356 nt
Organism: Fragaria vesca subsp. vesca
Lineage: Eukaryota; Viridiplantae; Streptophyta; Magnoliopsida; Rosales; Rosaceae
Exons: 6
Coding region: 14-1213 (399 amino acids)
Cellular component (GO): Golgi apparatus
Source: RefSeq, a predicted model, not a curated record
AGAAGAGAAGAGAAUGCUGUCUCCGGUGGAAUCCAGAAGAACCCCAAAGCCCAAAUCUGGGCCCAGUUCCCCCAUCGUGUUCCUGGCCACCUGCAUUGCCGCAAUUGCUCUGGUUUUCCUCUACACCUAUCUCAAUUCCACCAGCGACUUCUCUUCUUCCUCCCUCAAAGCCCUAGAAUCUGUUCCCAGUUUGAUCAGCCAGCGCCACGGCAAGUACCUCUACUGGGGCACCCGAAUCGACUGCCCCGGCAAGCACUGCCACUCCUGUGAGGGCCUUGCCCACCAGGAGUCCAGUCUCCGCUGUGCUCUCGAAGAAGCCCUCUUUCUCCAAAGGACUUUUGUAAUGCCCUCCAGAAUGUGCAUCAAUCCCAUACACAACAAGAAAGGGAUUUUUCAGCACUCUGACAACGCAAGUUCAGAAGAAAAUUGGAAUGCAAACUCUUGUUCCAUGGACUCUUUGUAUGAUAUCGGCCUCAUAUCGGAGACUGUUCCAGUAAUUUUAGACAAUUCAAAAAUGUGGUAUGAGGUGCUAACAACAAGCAUGAAGUUAGGAGAUAGAGGAGUUUCUCAUGUGGAGCGAGUUACUCGUGUUGACCUCAAAAACACUAGUUUCUCAAAUCUUUUGCUCAUAAACAGAACUGCAAGCCCUCUUUCAUGGUUUGCAGAGUGCAAGAAUCGAAACAACCGUAGUGCUUUAAUUUUGCCCUACUCUUUUCUCCCCUCAAUGGCAGCAAAGAAAUUGCGGAAUGCAGCUGACAAGAUUAAGGAAAUCCUUGGUGAUUAUGAUGCCAUUCAUGUUCGUCGUGGAGAUAGACUUAAGACCAGGAGGGACAGGAAUGGUGUUGAGAGGACCCUAUCACCUCAUCUGGACAGGGACACACGCCCUGAGUUUAUUCUACGCAGAAUUGAAAAAUGGGUCCCACCUGGACGAACUCUUUAUAUUGCUUCAAAUGAAAGGACACCAGGAUUCUUUUCACCGCUCUCCAUCAGAUACAAAUUGGCAUACUCAUCAAAUUAUAGCCGCAUAUUGGAAACCUUGAUUGAGAAUAAUUACCAAUUGUUCAUGAUUGAAAGGCUUAUCCUGAUGGGUGCCAAAACAUUCAUUAGAACAUUUAAAGAAGAUGAUACAGAUCUCCAUCUUACAGACGACCCCAAGAAGAACAUCAAAAACUGGCAAAUACCAGUCUACACCAUGGAUGAAAAGGGAAGGUGACAAUAUACUUAUGCAAUAGGUCCCAAUGCACGCUCACUCUUUAGUUGUGCAACCAGCUGAGGCUAACAUGGCUUGCGCCACAAUCUUCCUGUUGAAAUCAAUAUGGUGGGGAAGAUUGCAGGCUCAAAAUGUAACUGUCCUUG